This is a messenger RNA of Mytilus trossulus (common blue mussel), 492 nucleotides long. Its product is annotated as THAP domain-containing protein 11-like. The transcript is spliced from 2 exons. Bases 1 to 492 code for a protein of 163 amino acids. The record is from RefSeq and is a predicted model, not a curated record. Lineage: Eukaryota; Metazoa; Mollusca; Bivalvia; Mytilida; Mytilidae.
AUGUGCCACAGUAAGGCAAACGAAGCAGCAAGAAAUGCCGGUAUUAGUUUUUUUAGGUUCCCAAAGGAUAAAAGAAAGAGGUCAUUGUGGACAAAGGUAAUACAUAGAGCUGAUUGGGAGCCAAAUGACAGCGUCCGCAUCUGCUCACUUCAUUUUGUUGACGGGUGGCACAGUGAUGACACAGAUAUUAAUUAUGUACCAACCAUCUUCCCAUACAAAGAAAAGACACACAGCACCAAACAGAAGGCACGGGAAACUAGAACCGUCUCCAGACAAGAAACAAAGGACUUAUUAGCAGAGGAACAACUGCAGAGAUGUAUAGACCAGACAAAUAGAGACAGUGCUAUUCUUGCUCACUCCUAUUCCACUGUAGAGCCAGAGGUAGAAAUAAGUUUGGACCACAAUGCCAUGGAUGUGGAAGACGACAUAGAACUGCCCUAUGUGCAAACAAGAACAAUAGGUACAUUUUGUAUUUCAAAAUUCAUAUAUUAA